AUGCGAAAGAGAGUGCUUUUAGACAACACGAUCGAAUUCCUGCGUGGCAGAGUAUAUCUGGGUGCAUAUGACGAUACGCCUCAAGAUACUGAUGAUAUAGUGUUUUUCACUGUUGAAGAUAUUCUGUUUUAUAAUAGAUUCCACCUGGAUUUUGGUCCCCUUCACAUUGGCCACUUGUACCGGUUCGCAGUCAUAUUCCAUGAAAUAUUAAACGAUCCAGACAACUCGGGAAAAGCUGUUGUGUUUUAUUCUUCAACGUCCACGAGGCAAAGGGCCAACUCUGCAUGCAUGCUUUGCUGCUAUAUGCUUCUAGUGCAGGGUUGGACCCCGCACCAAGUGUUACAGCCUCUUGCUCAAGUGGACCCACCCUUCAUGCCUUUCAGAGAUGCCGGCUACUCUAACGCCGACUUUGAGAUAACUAUUCAAGAUGUGGUUUAUGGUGUUUGGAGAGCAAAAGAAAGGGGUCUGGUCAACUUGAAUACGUUCGAUUUGGAAACGUAUGAACGAUACGAAAGGGUGAAAAAUGGUGACUUCAACGUUUUAACGCCUGAUUUUAUCGCCUUAGCUUCUCCAGAAGAAGAUGCUCAUCAUAGGACAACAGCAUCAAAAUCGCAUUUGAAUGGACCUUUCCGCUCUGUGUUGAAGUUCUUUUCAGAAAAUAACGUCCAAUUGGUUGUCAGAUUAAAUUCACAUCUAUACAACAAAAAACAUUUUGAAGACCUUGGCAUGAAGCAUGUGGAUCUCAUAUUCGAGGACGGAUCUUGUCCGGAUAUGUCGAUAGUGCAUGGUUUUGUUGGUGCAGCAGAAACAAUUAUCAACGAAGGGGGGAAGAUUGCUGUACAUUGUAAAGCAGGGCUUGGUAGGACUGGUUGUCUCAUAGGAGCUCACCUGAUUUAUACUCAUGGCUUUACCGCGAACGAGUGCAUAGGGUUCCUGAGGUUCAUUAGACCUGGUAUGGUUGUUGGUCCGCAACAACAUUGGCUUUAUUUAAAUCAAAACACUUUUCGGGAGUGGAAGUACACCAUGAGACUGAGCUUGGAACCAAGCGAGGUGAUCGGAGAUCUCUUUCCUCUCGUAACGCUGGAAGAAUACAGACGCCAAAAAAGGAGCAAGAGGUCGCUAAAGAAACUUGUUGAGCAAAAUAAUAGUGAUUACACGGUAGAUGAUCACACAAUAACGCCACCGGGCUCCGCCCACAAGAAAGCCUUUCAAUCUAUCACUGGGGUACCGCAAAAUUCUCCGGGCCAGCCCAGAAAAGGACACAAUGGAAGCAACAGAAUAGAAAAUAUAAGUGGAUCCAAAGAGAAGCCGGCAGACAAUAACAGCGAUGACGAAUCGAUGCAAAUUGAUAGCAGUCAAGGAAGUGCGACUAAGCGUAAUGGCCAACCUUCAAACGAAGAUAGCGCAGUUUUGAGACAGCUCCUACCAAAAAACAAACGUGCUGUUUCUAGUGGGACAGGGAGAAGAUCUGCAAGCGGAGCAGGCAUUAGAAAGGUAUCAGGCACUGUCAAGAGAUGA
Messenger RNA from Lachancea thermotolerans CBS 6340, 1518 nucleotides. It is a transcript of the gene CDC14, whose product is annotated as phosphoprotein phosphatase CDC14. Gene Ontology annotation, cellular component: mitotic spindle; centrosome; mitotic spindle pole body. Gene Ontology annotation, biological process: microtubule cytoskeleton organization; regulation of exit from mitosis; positive regulation of cytokinesis. The record is from RefSeq and is a predicted model, not a curated record. NCBI's taxonomy places the organism in Eukaryota, Fungi, Ascomycota, Saccharomycetes, Saccharomycetales, Saccharomycetaceae. The coding region runs from base 1 to 1518 and encodes 505 amino acids. Gene Ontology annotation, molecular function: protein serine/threonine phosphatase activity; protein tyrosine/serine/threonine phosphatase activity. The transcript has a single exon.